AGGGUGGCCUAUGUGCAACGAGGAGUUUGUAAAUUUCGUCAUUAUAAAAUAUAAAUUUCUCUAUUAGAAUGACCAUGAUUUCAAAGGCUGCAGUGGGUAUUGCUGUUGGUAUAGCUGGAAUAUUUGUUGGAUAUUGCUUUUACUUUGAUCAAAAGCGUCGUAGUGAUCCUGAUUUCAAAAAGAAAUUGCGUGAACGUAGAAAAGCAAAGAAACAAGCACAGAAUGCUACUUCAAAGAUUCAAGAUUUAAAAGAUCAUGAAGUUGUACAAAGAUUUUUCCUACAAGAGGUGCAAUUAGGAGAAGAAAUGCUUUCAUGUGGUGAUAUAGAAGGAGCAGUUGAACAUUUAGGAAAUGCAGUUGCAGUAUGUGGACAGCCAGCACAAUUGUUACAAGUUCUUCAGAAAACACUGCCACCACAAAUUUUUCACCUUUUAUUACAACGAUUACAACCUAUUAGUCAGAAAUUAUCAACACAAAUUGCAAUGGCUGAGGAAGAUGUUGAGUAAAGUACUAUACAAAUUGCGUUGAAUAAUUCAAAAUAAAAUUUAACUAUUAGUAGAAAA
This is a messenger RNA of Apis laboriosa (Himalayan honeybee), 563 nucleotides long. It is a transcript of the gene Tom20, whose product is annotated as mitochondrial import receptor subunit TOM20 homolog. Gene Ontology annotation, biological process: tRNA import into mitochondrion; protein targeting; protein import into mitochondrial matrix. Gene Ontology annotation, molecular function: transmembrane protein transporter activity. Gene Ontology annotation, cellular component: mitochondrial outer membrane translocase complex; mitochondrial outer membrane. The record is from RefSeq and is a predicted model, not a curated record. NCBI's taxonomy places the organism in Eukaryota, Metazoa, Arthropoda, Insecta, Hymenoptera, Apidae. The transcript has 4 exons. Bases 69 to 506 code for a protein of 145 amino acids.